AUGGAACAAAAGAAUUGUAUUACUGUUCAAGCCGAUAGAGGUGCUAUUUUAGCCAACCGGUCCUCUCGUCCGAAAUCUAUUGCCCAACAUACCAUCCGCUAUUCUCGAAUACUUGCAGCCAAACGUAAAAUGGGAACCACCCAUCAGACCCUCGUCGAACGACUUCAAGAACAACUCGACAUUAAAAACGCCCAAACAGUUAGCCAGAAUCAAGAAAUUAGCGCCUUAAAGAGGCAGGUAGCGGAACGAGAUUCCGAGAUCAGCGUUUUGCGGGCGGAUAUCGCAGAAUUCGACCAGGAAGAAUGCCUUGAAACACUGUUACGAACACAAGACGAGUUACAAACCGCUGGAACAGCCAACGAAGCUCUUCAAAAGAACGUGGACAUCCUUAGCCAAAAACUCGAAAAGGCUUACGGGCAGGUGGAGGAGUUGCAAAAGCGGGCUGGGGAGUUGGAAAGGCAGCUGAGAGGGCAGGAGGUUGCCAGUCAAAGCAUGGAAGAACUCUGGGAGAAGCGGUUCGCGGAAGAGCAAAAGCGGAUGGAGGAGUUGCUGGCCAGUCGAUGGCAGGAGGAGCGACGGCAGGAGAGGCGCCGGGAAAUCCGACUUCGGAUUUUGGCCGACGGAAUGCGACGGAAUUGA
Molecule: messenger RNA, 639 nt
Organism: Gaeumannomyces tritici R3-111a-1
Lineage: Eukaryota; Fungi; Ascomycota; Sordariomycetes; Magnaporthales; Magnaporthaceae
Exons: 1
Coding region: 1-639 (212 amino acids)
Source: RefSeq, a predicted model, not a curated record